AUGGGAGAGAUAAAUAAUCAAAAUAAUAAAGUUCGUAAAUCGCGAAAAACUAGUAAAUCUAUUAACUCAAAUUCAAAAAGUAAAAAAAAAUCUUCUUCAUCAAAAGAGAUUAAUCAAACGAUAACUGCUGUAACGACUCUUGUCGAAUCACCAAAACCGAUCUCACCAAUUGAAGAAGAUUCACCUAUUGAUUUACCAAAUGAUAUACCAAAUGAUGUACCUAUUAAACCAAUCGAACCAGUUUCAUCCCCAAUUAUUACUACUCCUAAGACUCCUAAGACUCCUAAAACCCCUAAGGUCGAAUUAUCUCCAAUAAUUCCUCGACAGACGAUCUCAAAAUCAAUAAAUGACGGCCUUUCUCUUAUUUCUAAAUCUGUCAGCAUGAUCGACAUGCCUAUGGAAAUAUUUAGUUAUAUAUGUGCAUAUCUGCCACCUGAUGAUUUAUUAUCACUCGUAUUAGUUUGUCAAACAUUCAGGAGAUUAUUAUGUGAUCCUACUUCUCCCAUUACUCAAUCGAUCUGGAGAACUUCUCGUGUAAAUUUUUUACCUUAUCUUCAAUUACCUCCUCCUCCUGGUAUGGGUGAAAAAGAAUAUAUCGUCCUUCGUCAAUUAAGAAAAGGUUGCCAAUUUUGUCAAGAACGUGAAACUGGUUUCGUUAAAGUUUAUUGGCAAUUCAGAGUAAGAUGUUGUGAAAUGUGUUUGGAUGAACGAACAACAAGACGUGACACACUUUAUAUUAAUUGGUGUAUUCCUGAUGAAGUGCUUAGUACCCUGCCUUACAUUUUUCGUGGUGCAUCUCAGGUUUAUUGGACAAAAGAUGUUUUUGCUGCCAUGCAAGAAUAUUCUUCCAUCAGUGAUGAUGAUUUACUAAAUUGGAUUGAUCAGCGUCGAACAAUAGCAAAUAGCAUAAUGGAUGUGGCUCCAGGUCAUGAACGUGAAGAAAAUGAUGAAUUACAAUCAA
Molecule: messenger RNA, 961 nt
Organism: Racocetra persica
Lineage: Eukaryota; Fungi; Glomeromycota; Glomeromycetes; Diversisporales; Gigasporaceae
Source: the annotation of a GenBank genome assembly